AUGUUCAAAACCCUUAUACUUUAUUUAAUUAAUCCAUUAGCCUACAUUAUUCCAAUUCUACUAGCUACAGCAUUCCUAACCCUAAUCGAACGCAAAAUCUUAGGAUAUAUACAACUCCGAAAAGGCCCCAAUGUAGUAGGACCAUACGGCCUCCUACAACCAAUCGCAGAUGGCAUUAAAUUAUUUACUAAAGAACCCAUCCGCCCAUCAGCAUCCUCCCCUCUAUUGUUCUUAGCCACCCCUACCAUUGCUCUAAUACUAGCUCUCUUAAUAUGAAUACCAUUACCCAUUCCACACUCCAUUAUUAACCUAAACCUUGCCCUACUAUUCAUUUUAGCAAUUUCAAGUCUUACAGUAUAUACCAUCCUGGGGUCAGGCUGAGCAUCAAAUUCAAAAUACGCACUAAUAGGAGCUCUACGAGCUGUUGCCCAAACCAUCUCCUAUGAAGUAAGUCUAGGACUAAUUCUUUUAUCUAUAAUUAUUUUUACAGGAGGAUUUACCUUACAUACAUUUAACCUCACCCAAGAAACCAUUUGACUCAUUAUCCCAGGAUGACCCCUAGCCCUAAUAUGAUAUAUCUCAACCCUAGCAGAAACUAACCGAGCACCAUUUGACCUUACAGAAGGAGAAUCAGAACUAGUAUCUGGAUUUAACAUCGAAUAUGCAGGAGGACCAUUUGCCCUAUUUUUCCUGGCUGAAUACACUAACAUCCUAAUAAUAAAUACCCUCUCAGUCAUUUUAUUUAUAGGAACCUCAUAUAAUCCUAUUAUACCACAAACCUCCACAUUUAGCCUUAUAAUAAAAGCUACAACCCUAACCCUUCUCUUCCUAUGAAUUCGAGCAUCAUAUCCACGAUUCCGCUAUGACCAACUUAUAUAUCUUGUAUGAAAAAACUUCUUACCAUUAACUCUAGCAAUUAUAUUAUGACACAUUACCCUUCCACUUACAAUAGCAAGCCUUCCUCCAUUAACCUAA
Chiloscyllium plagiosum (whitespotted bambooshark) is the source of this 975-nucleotide messenger RNA. NCBI's taxonomy places the organism in Eukaryota, Metazoa, Chordata, Chondrichthyes, Orectolobiformes, Hemiscylliidae. The record is from the annotation of a RefSeq genome assembly.